This is a messenger RNA of Schizophyllum commune H4-8, 836 nucleotides long. RefSeq names its product MAPEG-domain-containing protein. The transcript has 10 exons. Gene Ontology annotation, cellular component: endoplasmic reticulum; membrane; nuclear envelope. Gene Ontology annotation, molecular function: glutathione transferase activity; glutathione peroxidase activity. The record is from RefSeq and is a predicted model, not a curated record. Lineage: Eukaryota; Fungi; Basidiomycota; Agaricomycetes; Agaricales; Schizophyllaceae. The coding region runs from base 144 to 752 and encodes 202 amino acids.
GACCGCCCAUAUCACUUGUUCGCGCCCUCCAGGACGAUGCAGAGGCCGCUGGACAUCGCUGAAAGUUGGUGGAGGGAGAGGGGGCGAUGGGGACCUUAACGAGCGAGCUGUCCGCUCGGUUAUGGCUAGCCGGGCGCCGCCGAAUGCACGCGCGUCAGUGCUUCCAGCGCAUUCGCUCUCGUGCGAGUUCUGACCAGAGUCUGAUUGUACGCACGCUUGGAUUCUACAAGUUCUAUUCCCUUCUGCUCGCACACGACUAUCCAACAGCCUCGCAACCAACCCACAUAACCUCCCCCAAUAUGCCUUUCACCCUUGUCCUCCCUGACGGCUUCCAGUACCUUGGCGCUGCAUUUGCGUCGACGAUCUGGCUGCAAGUCUGGCAGGCCCUUCUUGUCGGCCGUGCCCGGAAAGCAGCUGGCAUCCAGUACCCUCGUCUGUACGCUGAGAAGGCAGAGGAGGAGGCCUCGUUCCUCGCCAAGAAGUUCAACUGCACUCAGCGCGCGCACCAGAACACCCUUGAGCAGAUGCCUUUGAUAUGCACUGCCACCGCUCUGUCUGCCCUCAAGUACCCCACAUUCGCUGCCGGCGCUCUCGGCCUCUGGACUGUCGGGCGUGUACUCUACACGCUCGGGUACAUCACGGGCGACCCGUCCAAGCGUCAGGCCCGCGGCGGUUGGAUUGGCUCGCUUUGCUUCUUGGCUCUUGCUUCAACUGGCACGUAUGUCGCUGGGGCUCUGGCGCUUGGCCACUAAAUAUCUGGUUUAUUAAAGACCAAAAGCGUGUGUAUAUUCUCUACUCGUGCAAUAUAUCCGGGACGAUAGUCUCCUCUGCGGCGA